Messenger RNA from Penaeus vannamei (Pacific white shrimp), 972 nucleotides. Lineage: Eukaryota; Metazoa; Arthropoda; Malacostraca; Decapoda; Penaeidae. The record is from RefSeq and is a predicted model, not a curated record.
AUGCAACCUGUUGAAAAGCGCUGCUUUCCUGGCGACAGCGGUGGCAUUGCCAAAAGAGCGAAGGUUUCCGAACAGCGCCUGGCCUGCGCGUGCAGCGUGCACGGCGCCCCCACCCGGGCACGGGGGCACCCCAGCCCACCGGGCACGGCGCCCCCAGCCCACCCGGGCACGGCCCCCAGCCCACCCCGGCGGGCACCCGGCGCGGCGCCCCAGCCCACCCCGGGGCGGGGCGCCCCCAGCCGGGCACCCCAGCCCACCCGGCACGCCCCGCCCACGGCCCCCAGCCCACCCGGGCGCGGCGCCCCAGCCACCCGGCGCGGCGCCCCCCACCCGGCGCGGCGCCCCCCAGCGCGGCGCCCAGCCCACCCCGGCGCGGCGCCCCCAGCCCACCCGGCGCGGCGCCCACCCACCCCGCGGCGCCCCCAGCACCCGGCGCGGCCCCAGCCCAGCCCAGCCCACCCGGCGCGGCGCCCCAGCCACCCCGCGGCGCCCACCAGCCCACCGCCGGGGGGCGCCCCCAGCCCACCCGGGCGAGUCCACGAGGGGACUCGUGCUGUAAUUCUGUUCCCAAAUGCGCAAGCUCUCGUCCGAGGCCCUUGUAUCCUCUGCGGCCGCCAGGUGGCGCGCGCUCGCCUGGAGAGGGAGCGAGGGCUGCUGACGGAGCGCCCCCCCCUGCGCCCCUCCGCCCCGCCCCACCUCGCCGCCACGCCCCCCCCCGGAAGCUCGCCCCGGGACCAGCGUGAAGGUCGAGAUCCGUCUGCGACAGAAACGGCGCUUGACCGAACGCGCAAGGAAGAGGCUCGGUCGCCGGAAUCGACCCAAAUGGAGAAGGACUUUUCCAAACCUGCGCUGGCGGCCUCCGAGCGCACUGGCGGGCCCGGGCGGAAGGCCGCAGCACCAGCGGGCGCGCGUCCCAGCCGCGUCGGCCUCCGUGGGUCCGAAGGCCUCGCGGCAGCCAAGCAGAGGCGCUGA